ACGAGCCUGGUAAUGUCAAAGUUGGAAUCCCACAGUAGCUACACACAAGUGGUGUAAGUGAAGCCUACGGCAGGAAGACUCGUAGUUUGAAGAGGAAAUGUGAGUUUUACAGGAAUGCGCGCUGCGGAUCCAGACAGAUGUUGGCAUGUAGGCUGCGAUGGCACAAGAAGAACCGCUGUAUGAUUUCCCGGAGCCCACCCAGUCAUCAGAGCGGAAGCUGUUGGGGCAUCAGAGGGGACAGGGCUCUCUGAGAAGCAUCAGCGUGCUGGACCGUCUCCUGCUCACAGUUCCAGUCUGGCUCCAGCUGUCCAUCAACCCUGCCACCGCACUGCACAUACUGCAGAGGGAGCCUCCUGGGACCUUCCUGGUGCGCAGGUCUCGCACAUCCCGGAAAAAUGUGCUGUGUGUCCGCUUGGCGGAUGACAGCGUGCCAUCCUUUGUUCAGCAAUUUGGCAUCAGGGAGGAACAAUCCAGUAAGACUCUGUGUCUGGAGACUUCAGCCAUCAGUUUUCCAGAUGUCCCAAGACUAGUUUCCUUCUACUGUGUCAGCAGAGAUGUAUUACGCUUCCCUUUGGAGCUUCCUGAAGCCAUUGCAAAGGCGACAUCCCACAAAGAGCUGGAGUCCAUCUCACAUAUGGGAAUAGAAUUCUGGAAUUCCCACCUAAACGUCCGUGGGCCUCGGGAGGCACCUAAGCCUCAGAAAGACAAGAAGAAGAAGCCAGACACAGUAACCUCAGUCCCGCCCGCUGCUGCCCCACAGACGAGCUCUGCAGCUCAGCCGGAUUCCGCUCUCCAGCCCGACUCAGACAACCAGCUCAGGACGGUAACUACUUCUGACACGGACAAAAAACAAGCAGGUUCGAAUCCCACCCUGUUCCACGAGUUCUGUCCAAUCACGACACGCAGCCCCCGAGAGCUGGACUGUGGCUACGGCCAGGGCGCUCUCUGUUUCGUCAACCCCCUUUUCCUGCAUUCCCAUAAUCCUUUGUCCAGACGCCGCAUGUUCAGCCGCAGCCGCAAGGUUCGGAUUUCCACAGAGUCUUCGAGCCUGCUGUCGCCCCCACUCGCUCCUCCACCUCCACCGCCGCUAAUGCCCAAAACCAAAGGAAAAUCGAAUGCCCGGAAACGGGGACAAGGAACCGCCAAACCCAGUCAAGGUCUGUUACAAGGUGAGAGCCCAAGUGAAGUCGCUCAGAUUGAUUUCACCUGGCCCCUGCCUCUGACACAGAUGCAGAACACCUCCAGUGAGGCCCAAGUUCAGCUUCCAUCAGCAACUCCUCACUUUCAGCCUGAGAUGCAGGAACGGGGCCAAAGUGAAGCUGGAGUCACCGGUGAAGAGGCUACAGCUCAGCUAUCAGCAGUAACGGAGAAUCUUCCACACGAAUCAGACUACAUGCAGCCCUCUCCAAAGAUCAGUUUCUCCAGUUCGUCCUCACUCCCUCCUUACUUCUUCCCAUAUGGUUCUCCCAAGGCUCCUCCCAUUUUCCCCAAAGAAUCUCCGUCCCUCUCUCCUUUUGACUCUCCAUGGGCUUCUUCCCGUCUCUCCCCCAAGGCUGCCAUUUCCCUCUCUCCAUACGACUCACCCAUCGCUUCACCUUCCCUUUCACCGUACCAGUCCCCGUCUUCUUCUCCUUCUCCUAAGGCCCCCUUCAGUCUCUCUCCCUUCACCUCUCCGUCCUUCCUUCAGCUGGCAGAGCAGGCCUAUCACACACCUUCUACUCCUUCAAGACCAGAUCAGCAAAGAUCAGAGAGAGAGGAGGAGGGAGCAGGUGGGGGUGAAAUGAAGGAUGAAGAUGACACAAAAGAGGAGGACAGGGGUCUGGUUUUACAGAUGAAUGCUGCUUCUCUAAAUGACACAGACAGCUGCAGUUUCUUCAGUAGUCUUCAGGGAGCAGCAGAGACUCCACCUCACUCCCCCCACAUACAGGACGAUGCUCCAAGCCUCGAGCGCACAAACAUUUUAGACUAACUGAUUUACAUUAUAAAGCACCGUGUAGAAUUACUAAAUGUGAACGUGGUGACAGCAUCUCAGGGUCUCACCGUGAGAUAAUCUUCAG
Molecule: messenger RNA, 2057 nt
Organism: Anarrhichthys ocellatus (wolf-eel)
Lineage: Eukaryota; Metazoa; Chordata; Actinopteri; Perciformes; Anarhichadidae
Product: ras and Rab interactor 2-like
Exons: 6
Coding region: 158-1969 (603 amino acids)
Source: RefSeq, a predicted model, not a curated record